Molecule: messenger RNA, 1032 nt
Organism: Arachis stenosperma
Lineage: Eukaryota; Viridiplantae; Streptophyta; Magnoliopsida; Fabales; Fabaceae
Product: ras-related protein RAB1BV-like
Exons: 7
Biological process (GO): protein secretion; regulation of exocytosis
Cellular component (GO): plasma membrane
Molecular function (GO): GTPase activity; GTP binding
Source: RefSeq, a predicted model, not a curated record
CGACCCAUCUGGAUCUUCUCUUCUUUGAUCUCUGAAAGACACCAUUUUUGGGAUUUUUUUAACCCAUUGGCAGCUCCACCUGCUAGGGCACGUGCCGAUUACGAUUACCUCAUCAAGCUCCUUCUUAUUGGCGAUGGCGGUGUGGGAAAGAGUUGUCUUCUUUUGCGAAUUUCUGAUGGUUCCUUCACCACCAGUUUCAUCACCACUAUUGGCAUUGAUUUUAAGAUAAGAACCAUUGAACUUGACAGUAAACGCAUUAAGUUACAAAUCUGGGACACAGCCGGUCAGGAGCGAUUUCGAACUAUUACCACAGCUUAUUACCGUGGAGCCAUGGGCAUCUUGCUUGUUUAUGAUGUUACUGAUGAAGCAUCUUUCAACAAUAUUAGGAAUUGGAUUCGCAACAUUGAACAACAUGCUUCUGACAAUGUAAACAAGAUCCUUGUUGGUAACAAGGCUGAUAUGGAUGAAGGUAAAAGGGCUGUUCCUACUGCCAAAGGUCAAGCUCUCGCCGAUGAGUAUGGUAUCAAGUUUUUUUUUCGAAACUGUGAGUAGAACAUGGUUGACAACCACAUUUUCAUUGAGUUUCAUGUGACUUCAUUAUGUUUUAUAUUGGAAGAACAUUUGCAGAGUGCAAAGACAAACAUGAAUGUAGAGGAUUUUUUCUUUUCAAUAGCUAGAGAUAUCAAGCAAAGGCUUGCUGACACAGAUUCUGAGGCUGAACCUCAGGCGAUCAAGAUCAACCAACCGGACCAGGCUGCCGGUGGUGGCCAAGCCGCUGAAAAGUCGGCCUGCUGUGGUUGAUGAAAAUAACAAUUGUGCAGUAAGGAGGGUGAAGAUUCAACAACACUUGCCCCUUCAAAUGGGUAUUAUACUUAAUUUGAUGACAUUACAAGUGGGAAUGAAUGUGUAUUUUUUGUCCCUUUGUAUUUCCCACUUCAAAAGUUUAUGGUUUUAACUUUUAAGAUAGUAUUUCAAAUAUUAGUUGUUGGACUUUGUCUUGAGUUUAUUUCAAUUUUCUUCUUCUUUUCUUGU